AGAGGCUACAUGCAGCGGUACACAUACGGCGGUGUUAAAGUCAAUCAGAGCAAAAUAAUACCUAGACAUUUUAAAUGAGGCAUUAAUAAUCUUAUUUACGCAUUUAUCACUGCCUGAAAGGGUGAGCUACAAUCUGCUGUAAUGAAGCUUAACAAUCUGUCCAAUUACGACACGUGUUCCCACUGUUCGGCAGUCCUAAUUUCCUAUCUUCCGCUGCGUCGUAAUAUCAGCACAGCAUCUGGUCUGUAUGGGAAGCUCUUGCGUAUUAGCCCGACUUUCUGCAUUAAUCACGAUCUUGAUAUUUUUGUAUAGUAUCGCAAUGGUUAUAUGUACACUAUAAAACCGCUUGUCUCGAAUUAUAUAAUACGGCAACAACCUACUGCUCUCUUUGUAUAUGUACAUAGAAUAUUCUUUUAUGACCUUUUCGCAUUUAUUUUUUUAUCCUCUUAUAUUAAUAAGUACUACUCUUUCUUUAUUCAAAGUAUUUAUACCUACGUUUGUAUAUUAUGUAUAGUACAAUAUACACACUCCUAGAUUAACCGUGCCAAAGCAAACCAAAAAUGGACCUGUUGUGGUGAAUGUGUGCGGGAAAUGUUUACCCAACAUCAGCUACCAUGGAUCCCACAAUGGGUCGAUCCGUGUCGCAAGUGUACAAUGCCGGCCGCACCGAGCGGCCACGCAGUCCGCAGUUCAAUCAUCUGCGCCGGACAUCCGUUCUGUUUUCCUUGUUCUGUGUGUUGUGCGGUGUUGUGGGUUUCGGUCUGGCCCUGUACGGAUUGACCAAUAGUUUUGGUGGGGAUUUUGCCACGAUCAGCAUGAGCAUCAUGCUGGCCGCCGAGAUUCUGCUGAUCUUUGCCGGGAUUAUUGGUAUUGUGGGCGGUAUGAAGGCCUCCACGCGGCUAUUGAAAUUGGCGCUGGGCAUCCUUUUAAUCUGUGUACUGUCCUUUACGGGUGUGGCCGUAUUCACGCAUCUCAAGUUGAUUAAUAUCAAGCACAAGGUGACGAAAGCCGUGGAAAAUUUCAUGGAUAUGUACGGGACGAAGAUGGGGCAGUUUCAUCAUGGUGAUCAAACACUGGAUGAAAUCCAAACCGAGCACGCGUGCUGUGGAAGUUCGUCGCCUAAACAAUGGGGAUUAACGAGAUACGGGAGAAUACCAUUAUCCUGCUGCAGAAAUAUUCAUGAAUGCAGUCUUAUUCUAAAUUCUACAGAGAAUUUCGAACAACAAUAUCGUGAGCUGUACAAUCUUCGAACUCCUUCCGGUUUGGUGUUGCGGCGGCGGGGAUGUGUGGAUGUGAUAACCAGCUUAUACAAAUCUGCCCAAGAUAUUAUAGUAGCCUGUGCAGGAGCGAGCGCCGUGUUUAUUUUUCUGUGUUUCGUACUCGUCACAUCCUUCUGCUGUGCUACCCAGCGAAUAGGACUUUAAAAGUUCAUUUAAAAUUUACAGAUAAAAGAACUGAAAUUAUUAUCUGAAAGAAAGAGCACAUGUUCUCGAUGUGCACUAAGAAAUGUUGAAAUCUAUGUAUAACAACCAGAACUGAGUCGAUUUAAAAUUCUGGAAAAAGAUUUAUAAAAUCUAUAAAAGCAAUUAAAACCAAUCACCGGUGAUAACGUUUCCCUGAGAUUUCCACGGAGGAAGAUUCGAAAACGCCACAAAAUCAGUCAAAUUCGGAUCCGAUGGUAAUGCUCAGUUCCGUUCCCAAGAUCAGGGUACUGUGGUACCACGUGUCGGUAUCCACCACAACUAGAACAAAAUGAAAUUCCUUCUAUAACCUACGAAUGUCUGAAAAGGCUGAACGAAUUUGCAUUGUGCACGUACUGAUGUCAUUAGGAUUGAUAACCACUUUAAGCGUCGAGCAUUCAAAGUAGCAUUCCGGCGGAGGCUGCAGUGUCCAUUCUUUGAUGCCGCGGAUCUGCGCCUGCCAUGAUGAGCGUCCUACGUUGUCAACCUAAACAUCGCAGAUUUUCACUAACGAGUUCCAAAUUGUAUAUCGUACUGCGUACAACCUUUCUUUUGAUAAAAACAAACGAACACAAACUAGAC
Messenger RNA from Paramacrobiotus metropolitanus, 2042 nucleotides. RefSeq lists its product as uncharacterized. The transcript has 5 exons. Gene Ontology annotation, cellular component: membrane. The record is from RefSeq and is a predicted model, not a curated record. The coding region runs from base 579 to 1424 and encodes 281 amino acids. Lineage: Eukaryota; Metazoa; Tardigrada; Eutardigrada; Parachela; Macrobiotidae.